AUGCUAACCAAACCACCGAUCCGGAUUGGCAACGUCUCAGGCGCCACGGGGGACCAUCCGCACGCCAUGAAACGCAUGGUCGAGUCCGGCGACGUCCAUGUCAUCACGGGCGACUGGCUGUCCGAGAUGAACAUUGCGUGGAACGCCAUCACCAAGCGAGACGUCGACCCGGACCUGGGCUACGAGGACGGCUUCUACCUGCAGCUGGAGGAGUGCCUGGACCAGAUCAUGGAGCAGGAUAUCAAGGUGGCCACCAACGCAGGCGCCUUGAACACUAUGAGUCUCUUCCGCAAGGUCCAGGCGCUUUGCGUGGCACGCGGGUACAAGGACACGGUGGUCGCCGCCGUGCUGGGAGACGACGUCUCGGAGCUGGUCACAGAUCCCGACAAGAGGCGUGCUUCGAGAUUCCCGCACCUCGAUCACCCAGAGCGGACGCUCGACGAAUGGCACCUGGACCCCAUCUGCGCCAAUGCGUACAUCGGCUGUCGUGGCAUCGCUAAGGCCCUGGAAGCCGGUGCCAGCAUCGUCAUCUGCGGGCGCUGUACCGAUGCGUCGCCCGUCAUGGGGGCGGCGGCGUGGUAUUUUGGCUGGCGCGAGGACCAGUACACCGAACUGGCCGGCUCGCUGCUCGCGGCGCACCUGAUCGAGUGUGGGCCUUACGUUGUGGGGGCCAAUUUCUCGGGCUUCAAGGGGUUUUUGCCAGACCUGGUCGAUCUGGCCUUUCCCAUUGCCGAGAUCGACUCCGCCGGCGGAUGCAUCAUCACCAAGUCCGCUCAAGGAGGAGGUCGCGUGACCCCCGAGACGGUCAAGGCGCAGUUGCUGUACGAGCUACAAGGACAUCUCUACCUCAACCCGGACGUCGUGGCGGAUCUGUCGCAGGUCCAGGUGGAGGAGGCCCAAGAUGCAAGCCAAAGAGAUCGGGUCAUGGUCCACGGGGUCAAAGGCCUGCCGCCGCCUCCAACGACAAAAGUCAUGGUCGCCGCGCCAGGCGGGUACCAGGCCGAAGCAACCUUCUACAUCAACGGACUGGACGUGGAAGCCAAGGCUGCCAUGAUGCGCCGACAGCUGGAGCACAUCUUGCAGGGGAACAAAUUCAGCCGAUUCAGCGUGGAGCAGUACGGAUCCCAGGUCGACAGUCCGCGGUCGCAACAGGCCGGCACCGUCCAGCUGCGUGUCUUCGCCCAGGCCAGGAACAGGGCCGACAUCGAGGCGUCCGCGUUCAAGACCCCCAUCUACGCCCUGCGCAUGCAGAGCUAUCCCGGCUACCACAUGAACCUGGACUUCCGGACCAUGGACCCCAAGCCGUUCAUGGAGAUCUUCCCGGCCCUGAUGCCGCUGUCGAUGGUUGAUCACCGCGUGGUCCUCAGCACCGGCCAGACCGUCAAGGUUGAUCCGCCACAAACGACGGCCGAGUACCCGGUGCAGCGCCCUUCUUCGGAGACGGAGGCUCCUAUCGACUUGAAAUCCCUCGGCCCUACUGAAACGGCGCCCCUGGGAAGCAUUGUCCACGCGCGAUCCGGCGACAAGGCGGACAAUUCCAACAUUGGGUUCUUCGUCCGCCACCGCGACGAGUACCCCUGGCUGCGGACCUACUUGACCGUCCCGCGCUUGAAGGAACUGUUCGGCGACGACUGGCAGAAGGGAGACCCCGAUCGGAGGGUGGAGCGAGUGGAGUUUCCCGGGAUCAAUGCAGUGCAUUUCCGAGUCCUCGACAACCUCAACGGCGGCAUCGCGUCUUCAGACCGUAUCGACGGUCUCGGAAAGGGCGUCGCAGAGUUCCUCCGAAGCAGACACGCCGAGAUUCCAACUCGCUUCCUCCAACGAGGCUGGAUUUGAGGCCACGGCGGCGGCCCACCAAGUACAUCCAACAGGUUCACAUAUGCUGGCCGAAGAUCAUUGAAGCAAGAAGUCGCGUUAGGUUCUCAAACGUCGAUCUGUCGCCCCGAAGAAGCACAGAAAUGGAGUUGCCCGAUUUCUAGACGUCUGGGGUGCUACAGGGAUCCUGCAUACCGAAGAACCAGUAUUGAUAAAGCCGGGCAGUGGCAUCUCCACCAUAUUGGUCGGUACAUCAACUUUGCAACUUUGCAAGUCAUCAAAGCACCUGCAGUCUUGCAGGGCGCUGUCGACUACCAUGUGGCUAGAACUCGCCUGCUAUGCUUGAUCAAUGUCUGGUAUCGCGGGUAAUUGCAGGCCCUGCGAGUCUGUGCCUCGAGAAUGUCCGCGAGCACGGCGUCGCUCAGACGGUCAAAGACGCGCGAAACAGCUCCCGGCCGUGCUCCAGCGUUCCGGGACCGCGACGACGAGGGACAUUUGAGCCUAGAUAGCGUGUUUGCCACAAGGCGUUUUACCAACG
Molecule: messenger RNA, 2353 nt
Organism: Cladophialophora immunda
Lineage: Eukaryota; Fungi; Ascomycota; Eurotiomycetes; Chaetothyriales; Herpotrichiellaceae
Exons: 2
Coding region: 1-1836 (611 amino acids)
Source: RefSeq, a predicted model, not a curated record